This is a messenger RNA of Clupea harengus (Atlantic herring), 1229 nucleotides long. RefSeq names its product S-phase kinase-associated protein 1 (gene skp1). The record is from RefSeq and is a predicted model, not a curated record. NCBI's taxonomy places the organism in Eukaryota, Metazoa, Chordata, Actinopteri, Clupeiformes, Clupeidae. Gene Ontology annotation, biological process: ubiquitin-dependent protein catabolic process.
CUAACUGUAGGUCCUAACGUUGAUCAUGGAGUGAACGGCGCAUGCUCUGAAUAGUUGUGCGCUUUGUUGCGAAAGUAAUUAGGACCUAUUUACUAGUCUGUGUUGUUAUCGGGAAUUAUUCGGUGUGAGGGUCAAAUAAGAUGCCAACUAUAAAAUUGCAGAGUUCGGAUGGCGAACUGUUUGAAGUCGAUGUAGAAAUCGCUAAACAGUCAGUAACCAUCAAGACAAUGCUGGAAGAUUUGGGGAUGGACGACGAAGGGGAUGAUGAUCCAGUGCCUCUGCCAAAUGUGAAUGCAGCCAUACUCAAAAAGGUAAUCCAGUGGUGCACCCAUCACAAAGAUGACCCUCCUCCCCCUGAGGACGACGAAAACAAAGAGAAGAGAACAGAUGACAUCCCUGUCUGGGACCAAGAAUUCCUCAAGGUGGACCAGGGCACUCUCUUUGAACUUAUUCUGGCUGCAAACUACUUGGACAUCAAAGGACUGUUAGAUGUCACCUGCAAGACGGUUGCGAAUAUGAUCAAAGGCAAGACCCCAGAGGAAAUCCGGAAGACGUUCAAUAUCAAAAACGAUUUCACAGAGGAAGAGGAGGCUCAGGUGCGCAAGGAGAACCAGUGGUGUGAGGAGAAAUGAGGCCCUGUGAACUAAACCUGUGGAAGGAUUCUGCUAGAUAACCGGUUGCACUGCACUGAUCAUAUUUAUGGACAGCUGUCAUAUUAGACUUUUAGAUUGGACGCCCCCCUGCCCCGCCCCUCCCCAAGUAUAGUCACAGCAUGCUCACUGACAUUAGCCAUGUGGUUCAGAAGCAUUUGAGGAAAAACAGAAACAAAUCAUAGACUUUAAUAUUAUUAUUCGUUGGCGUGAGUUGAUCUUGCUCAUAUAAGCAGCAGCCGCGCUUUCAGGCCACCUCCUGUUUUGUUACCCAUGAAACAAUAGGACAGCUUGAUGCAAUGUUUUUAUAACACAGCCUUUUGUUUACUGAUUUUUAGGAAGUAUUUGGGACAGAGAUUAUGUUUUUGGGUGGGGGUCUAUGGGUUUGAUAAUGAAGCUUGAAUAUAAGUGAGACUCUGUGAACUGGAAGCACUUGUAUAGAAAUGUUGGUGUUUCAGUUUGAAUUUUUAUUCUGCCUGUUGCUGUUGUUAUUGUAUAAGGUUGGGUCUGCCAUUUGGCCAUGCAUCCAACCAACCAAUGUAAUUGAAGAAAGGUAUAAAAAGUGAAGUUCAGAAAGUU